UUAAAUCGUAAUUACACUUUUCAUGCUUUUCUUUUUCAUUUAAUUUCAUGUAUGCAAGAUUUUAAAAACCGUUGCAAUUUCGGUCGAUAAUGUGUGUGGUCGUCGCGGUUCUUUAAUAUAAAAUCAGUGAAUAACUGUAUCAGUAUCGACGCGGCGUUUUUUAAAAUUUUAUGCAUGCUUUUAAUUAAAUAUUUGUUGAUUUUUUUGUUUUGUUAUUGUUGGAGUGAUUAGAAUAAUUUAAUGUUAAUCUAAUAUUAAUUAAUGAUUUAAUAUAUUGUGUUCGUGCAGUUAGUGUUAUUGGCACGUUCAAUAUAGUGGCAUGAUUAGAGGAUACAUGAUUUUAUAUAAUCUUAGUUUAAUGACUCUUAAUUUUCCAUAAUCUUUUAUCAUUAAGUUUUUUUUUUAAGACGGUAAUCUUGAAGUUAUAUUCUUUAUAAUUGUGUGAUGAUAAUUUGGAAGAUUUUACUUAUAAGUUAUGUUUGUUCUUUGCAGUGUUUUGCAGUGUUCUUCAUCUUUGUGAGAAGCUAAAAUAGUGAAUUGACAAUUCUAGCCCUGUGAUCAUGCCUGCUGAAACAAUGGAUUCUGAAUUGUGGAAGUCGGAUAAACUGUCCGAAGAAAAUGAUAUAGCAGAAAGAACCCUCUUUUCGAGUUCUCUGUCGGAUUUGUUUAGCAGAAAAUUGCGAUUAUCUGAGGAUAAUGCUUUACAUGCACAUUCUGUGGAUGCAAUUGCAUCGUGUUACGAGGAAGAGAGGCUUUAUGAAUCGCUUGAAGAACUCAAGGCUCGAAUAAUUGUAAGUCUACUCCCGGACGAGGAUGAUUUGCUUUCUGGAGUGACGGAUGACCUUGUCAUUCCAGAUAGCACGCGUGAUGAGGUCGAUGAACUAGAGCUUUUCACUAGUGGUGGAGGUUUUGAACUUGAAGACAAUGGUAACUCGUCCUCCAGAGAAAAGAACUCCGAAAUCAUUGGUGGAGAUCGUGAUAAUAACUCAACCGUGGGAGAAAAUCCUUCUGGCGAACACGUUUCUAGAAGAUUAUUUGUGAGAAAUAUCGACGGUGAUGUCGAAGACUCUGUAUUGAAAGCCCUUUUUAAGCAAUUCGGAGAUAUUCAAACUUUCGAUAGAGCUUGCAAGCAUCAAGGGAAUGCUAUGAUAACAUAUUAUGAUGUCAGAGAUUCCCAAAAUGCAAUGAGAGCACUCCAGAAUAGACUCUUCGGCCGCAGGAAAUUCGACAUUCAUUAUUCCAUUCCUAAGAUUCAUCCCGAAUUCAAACAGAAAGAAUGCAACCUCUGUCUACAUCAGAAGAGUUCUCCUGUUAACCCUACAACUGGCAUGCAACACGGGAUCUCUUCAAGUGUUCCGAACACGUCACCAUCUCUCAUCAUACAUAAAUCAGUUGGAAACCAAUGUGAAAUUUCUGAAUCAAGUUCCUCAGGCCAGUUGAAUUUAGAUACUCAUCCUGAAUUAGAUUUUCAAACUCAUUCCUUCCCAGAACAUCAUCGUAACGGUGUACGCCACAGUCCUCUUGACGUGCCUGCAAACGCCAAUCCUCAAGUAAACUCCAAUCGACCCUUCAUGGAUUUUGAAGCACAUGUUUCAAAUUCCUCUGGUAAAUGGAGCAAUUCCUAUCAUCCGCCUCGAGCUAUGUGGCAAAAUGCACCAUCAUUUUUCAAUGGAGUUUGUGCAGCACCUACCAUACAAAGAAUGAACCAAAUUCCUAUGUCACCUUCACACAUGCUAACAACUGUUUUACCAACAAAUAACCAUCUUGUUCAAUCACCUCCUCUCUGGCACCAAAGAUAUUCUUAUCCGGCUGAAUCUAUAACACCACACCGUGUCGACUUUGUUCCUCAUAACAUGGUCCCUCAUUUUGCACUCAACUUCCAUAACCAAAGGGGCAUGGUGUUUCCUGAAAGAAACCAUAUGACUAAUUCAGUUGAUACUACUUAUAAACGUGUUCGAAGCCGGAGAAAUGUAGGCACGUCGAACUCGGCUGACUUGAAACGGUAUGAACUUGAUAUCGACUGCAUUAAAAGGGGCGAAGAUAACCGAACAACGCUUAUGAUCAAGAACAUUCCCAACAAGUAUACUUCCAAGAUGUUGAUGGCUGCAAUCGAUGCACACCAUAAAGGAACUUAUGAUUUUUUGUAUCUACCAAUUGAUUUCAGAAACCGAUGCAAUGUUGGAUAUGCAUUCAUCAACAUGACUGAUCCUAGCUUCAUUGUACCUUUCUACAAGGUGUUCAAUGAGAAAAAGUGGGAGAAAUUCAACAGCGAGAAAGUGGCAUCACUCGCGUACGCUCGCAUACAAGGGAGAGCCGCUCUUAUUGCUCACUUCGAGAAUUCAAGUUUGAUGAAUGAGGAUAAACGUUGCAGGCCUAUCCUCAUCAACACGGACGGUCCAAAUGCUGGUGAUCAGGUACCUUUCCCAAUUGGUAUAAACGCUGGCAACAAAAAUGGAAGAGAUAGAAGCAAUACUCAUGAAGCUAACACUCCUAAUUUGGAAAACUUGCAAACAUCAUCUGAUAAAGACAGUAUUUCAAAGGAAUCAGACUAAGGAAGUCACAUUUGUUUCUUUUGCUGUCUCAUUAAUUUUAAUUAUAUCACUAACCAUACAAAUUAAAGUUAUUUGGUUAGACAAAUAAAGAUGCUUACAUUAGGAGUAUAUGUACAUAGAUACCAAUACUCCACUUAAGCCAAGAAGUUUUUCAAUUCAUUUUGUUUUUUUUGUUAUCAUAUACUAAGCGUGCUAGAUCAGUAUCCGUGUCGGUGUCUAUGUCAACGCCUGAAAGUUGAAAGACAUCAAUAGAAUUUGUCUCAACUUUUAAUUUACAAGUCAAAAGUACAGGAGUUUCGAGUUUCUGAAGUAUCAACAUUGGAGAGGCUUGUAUAGUUCUUUUUUGUUUUUUCAGGCAAUUCUUUUCCUUGUAAAUUUUAGGUUAACUUUAUCAGAUUUGGAUCCUCCUCCUGUCAUGUAAUUUGUUUUUCAAUGGAAAUUUUAAUGAAAUAAU
Vicia villosa (hairy vetch) is the source of this 3006-nucleotide messenger RNA. Its product is annotated as protein MEI2-like 4. The coding region runs from base 561 to 2552 and encodes 663 amino acids. Lineage: Eukaryota; Viridiplantae; Streptophyta; Magnoliopsida; Fabales; Fabaceae. The transcript has 10 exons. Gene Ontology annotation, molecular function: RNA binding. The record is from RefSeq and is a predicted model, not a curated record.